Molecule: messenger RNA, 996 nt
Organism: Anarrhichthys ocellatus (wolf-eel)
Lineage: Eukaryota; Metazoa; Chordata; Actinopteri; Perciformes; Anarhichadidae
Product: synaptophysin-like
Exons: 7
Coding region: 22-885 (287 amino acids)
Cellular component (GO): synaptic vesicle; presynaptic active zone; synaptic vesicle membrane
Source: RefSeq, a predicted model, not a curated record
CUUCUCUCUUUCUGUCUGCAGAUGGUGGCUCAGGGUCAGUUCCGGGUGCUGAAGGUUCCUCUGGGCUUCAUUAAGGCCUUACAAUGGUUCUUCGCCAUCUUUGCCUUCUCAACCUGUGGCAGUUAUUCUGGGAUGUUCCGGAUGGCGGUGGAGUGUAAGAACCGGACAGAGAGCGACCUGGCUAUCGAGGUGGAGUUUGAGUAUCCGUUCAGACUCCACCAGGUGUACUUCGACGCCCCCACCUGUCAGGGGGGGAACACGGAGCGUCUCUUCCUGGUGGGCGACUACUCUUCCUCAGCAGAGUUCUUUGUCACCAUCGGCGUCUUCGCCUUCCUCUACUCCACCGCGGCUCUCAGCAUCUACGUCUUCUUCUUCGACAAGUACAAAGAGAACAACAAGGGCCCGCUGCUCGACCUGGCGGUGACCUCUGUGUUCUCCUUCAUGUGGUUGGUGAGUUCGGCUGCGUGGGCCAAAGGUCUGUCCGACGUGAAGACGGCCACCGACCCCGACGAAGUCAUCACUCUGAUCUCGGCCUGCGAGACCGAAGGGAACCGCUGCCGCGAAGUCCACGACCCGGUCAUGUCCGGACUCAACACCUCCGUGGCGUUCGGCUUCAUAAACCUGAUCCUCUGGGUCGGGAACCUGUGGUUCGUCUUUAAGGAGACGGGCAUCAUCGCUCCUUUCAUGAGAGCUCCGCCUCCUCAGGAGAAACCCGCCGCUCCGGACACUUACGGCCAGCAGGGGGCGUACGAACAAGACCCGUAUGCCGGCAACCAGGGAGGCUACCAACCCGAGUACAGCCAGCAGGGGUACAACCAGGAGGCAGAGAUCGGCCAGGGCUACGGCCAGCAGGGGGCGCCAACCUCCUUCUCCAAUCAGAUGUGAACAGACAGGAAGCAGGAAACACUGGAGUGAACCAAGAGUGGGUCGCCUGCAACCUACCCACAAUGCAACACUCCUGUCUGCAGAGUGAAUGGGGGGGGGGGGGGGGGGGGG